Trichomycterus rosablanca is the source of this 1020-nucleotide messenger RNA. It is a transcript of the gene denr, whose product is annotated as density-regulated protein. The record is from RefSeq and is a predicted model, not a curated record. The transcript is spliced from 8 exons. The coding region runs from base 153 to 755 and encodes 200 amino acids. NCBI's taxonomy places the organism in Eukaryota, Metazoa, Chordata, Actinopteri, Siluriformes, Trichomycteridae. Gene Ontology annotation, biological process: translation reinitiation; formation of translation preinitiation complex. Gene Ontology annotation, molecular function: translation initiation factor activity; mRNA binding.
GACCCAAAGCCAAAGCAAAGUGUGGAGGUGUGCUCAAGCUGUUCAACUCUCUCCGUUUUCGCUAAAAAGCGCUUUAAAAGUGUCAAGUAAUAAUGCUCAAAGUUUUACCGAAAAGAAAGAAAUAAUAAGGACGGUGUAAAGAAUAACCCAAUAUGGCUACAACUGAGAGUGCAGAGUCAGGCUCACCAGAAAACAAAGCAGAUCGGACUAAUGCUGAUGGAAAGCCCCCUCUCAAAGUGCUUUACUGUGGAGUAUGCUCCUUGCCGUCAGAGUACUGUGAGUACAUGCCCGAGCCAGCGAAAUGCAGACAGUGGCUCGAGAAAAAUUUCCCAGACAUGUUUGCCAGAAUGACUGUUGGGAACGUGCCUAAGCAGGAAACAGGUGGUAGUGUUGAAGGCAAUGUUAAAGCACCCCCUGCUGUAGAGGAAGAGGAAAAGAAGAAACAAAAAAGAGGUGGAAGAGGUCAAAUCAAACAGAAGAAGAAAACCGUUCCUCAAAAGGUCACGAUAGCAAAAAUUCCACGGGCAAAGAAGAAAUAUGUCACACGAGUGUGUGGUUUGGCCACCUUUGACAUCGAACUCAAAGAGGCGCAGAGAUUCUUUGCUCAGAAAUUCUCCUGCGGUGCAUCGGUGACAGCAGAGGACGAAAUUAUCAUUCAGGGAGACUUCACGGAUGAUAUCAUUGAUGUCAUCCAGGAGAAGUGGCCCGAGGUUGACGACGACAGCAUUGACGACCUCGGAGAAGUCAAAAAGUGAAAAUCCGACGUGCACUUUCACAGAAGCAGAUGCAACAUGACACAAGACUACAGCCAGAUGUACAAGUUAACAUUGAUUUGUUUGAUAUCUAUUUCAUUUACUGUAUGAAACAUGGUGGACAUGGAUACAUCCUUGCUAUUUUUUUCCACUUUCUUGUAGCUGCUGCUUUCUUUAGGUUGCCAAAAGUCUGAUAUGAUGUGAAUAUUUUAAUGACACUUCACUGAAGCGAACUGCAGACUAAUAAAUUCUGGGCUUAUGGCUUGUU